GAGGUUCACUACAUUCACACACAUCGAUUUUCAACCCAAUCUCAACUUCCCGUAUCUGAGGCCCAAACCAACUCAAUUCAAAAUUGAGUCCCUCCAUUUCUCUCUGCUUCUAUUCCAAAAACCAAAACAUGGCGACAAUUUUGCCUCCUCUGGCUUUGAGUUUCCACAGAAGAGUGACUAUCAACUUCUCUCCAUCCAAAAACAAGAAAAGCCAGAAACAGAAGCAUCAAAACAAGAACAGCAAAACUUCCCUCUCUUUCCCAAAAUCAUAUCCAACUCCACUUCUUACUGCUCAAAAAUCUUACCCCAGAACAAAGCUUGAAGUACUUGAUGCUGUCGUCAAAGAACUCGAAGCAUCGGCGAAGAACCACUUGGAUAUUGAGCUUGAAACCUUCGCUUCGCUUUUGGAAACUUGUUACGAACUACGAGCUAUCGACCAUGGCUCCCGAAUUCACCGCCUUAUUCCGCGAAACAUUUUGAAAAGAAAUGAAGGCCUGUCGUCGAAAUUACUUCGGCUCUAUGCUUCUUGUGGUUGCGUUGAGGAUGCGCACCAGGUGUUCGAUGAAAUGCGUAAGAGGAAGAACACAUCCGCUUUUGCGUGGAAUUCUCUUAUCUCGGGGUAUACUGAACUGUGUCAGUACGAAGACGCCCUGGCACUAUAUUUUCAAAUGGAAGAAGAGGGAUUUGAGCCAGACAGGUUUACCUUCCCUAGAGUGUUCAAGGCAUGUGGGGGUAUCGGGUCUAUACAAAUCGGUAUGGCAGUGCAUCGACAUGUUGUUCGGUUGGGUUUCGCAGAUGAUGGCUUUAUUCUCAAUGCACUUGUUGACAUGUAUGGUAAAUGUGGUGACAUUGUAAAGGCUCGUAGAGUCUUUGAUCAAAUUAGUAGUCGAGACUCAGUUUCAUGGAAUUCGAUUCUCACAAGUUACAUUCAUCAUGGGCUUUUUUUGCAAGCAUUAGAUAUAUUCCGUCGAAUGAUUCAAAAAGGGUAUCGGCCGGAUUCGGUUGCUGCAUCUGCCAUUCUGAGCAGGGUGACAUCAUUAAAGCUUGGGGUUCAGAUUCAUGGAUGGGCAGUUCGGCAAGAAGUAGGGUGGAACUUGUCCAUUGCUAAUUCCUUAAUUGUUCUCUAUGCCAAGCAUGGCGAGUUGGAUAGAGCACGCCAGGUGUUUGAUCAGAUGUCUGAGAGGGAUGUCGUUUCGUGGAACUCUAUCAUUUCCGCUCAUUCUAAAGACCCAAGAGCACUGAUCUAUUUUGAACAGAUGGAGAAUGCUGGCGCACUGUCUGACAAUAUUACAUUCGUGUCCUUACUAUCAACUUGUGCCCAUUUAGGUUUGGUGGAUGAAGGCAAGAAAAUAUUUACUAUCAUGACAAACAAGUACAGAAUAAAACCAAUCAUGGAACAUUACAGUUGUAUGGUGAACCUUUACGGAAGGGCAGGCCUAAUCCAAGAGGCUUAUAAUAUGAUAGUGGAGAGAAUGGAGUUUGAGGCAGGUCCAACUGUUUGGGGGGCUCUGCUGUAUGCUUGCUACCUUCAUAAAGAUGUAGGACUUGGGGAGGUUGCAGCUGAAAUACUUUUCGAGCUUGAGCCUGACAACGAACGGAAUUUUGAGCUUUUGAUGAAGAUUUAUGCCAAUGCAGACAGAUUGGAGGAUGUUGAGAGAGUGAGAAAGAUGAUAGUAGACAGGGGGUUAGACAUAUAGUCAAUCCUUAUAGUUUGUCUACAAGAGUCUUUUUUGGCCUAUGGCACUAGUGCUAUAGCUGCCAAAGAGUUCCUCUCUGGCUUAUUGCGAUUCAUGGUUACAGUCUCAGAUCGACUUUAGUUAUUAAGCCAGUGACUAUGCUUUGAUGAACAUUUGUGGGAGCUCGAACAAGUGAUAUUAAUUUCAGAGAAGUAAAAAUUGUUCUUUUGGACGAGUGAAGUUUCAUCUGUAUAUUCAUCUGCUGAGCUCUUAACAGAUAUUUAGAGCUUUGUCUACAAAUUCUACAUGCUUGAAGAGAAUGUGGAUCAAGGUAUGCAUCAUUUAGUUUGAACUGUUACUCUUAAUGUUCAUAGAUUGAAGUGAACGUGUAGGUAGACAUGCGGUGACCAACUUAGCGCGCAACCUGCUCGACGAUUUG
This is a messenger RNA of Humulus lupulus (European hop), 2115 nucleotides long. RefSeq names its product pentatricopeptide repeat-containing protein At4g25270, chloroplastic-like. The transcript has a single exon. The coding region runs from base 129 to 1697 and encodes 522 amino acids. The record is from RefSeq and is a predicted model, not a curated record. Gene Ontology annotation, molecular function: RNA binding; protein binding. Gene Ontology annotation, biological process: RNA modification. NCBI's taxonomy places the organism in Eukaryota, Viridiplantae, Streptophyta, Magnoliopsida, Rosales, Cannabaceae.